CGUGUCUGUUUCGCUCCUCCACUACACUGGCAGUUCCUUUUUCAGACUAUCUGCAUUUUCCAUUGCUGCCAGGAUGGGAGCAGGGAGAAGAACGCAGACCUUUGUAUUUGAUUCUGCAUCAUCACUACCCAACCAGACAAGCUACACUGGAGAUUUUAGAUACUUGACGAAAAGAAAACUUGGCGGUGUCAUAUUUGGUUGCACGAAUGAUACCAUGAAAGAAUGUCUAUGUAAACAGCUAUUUGGUUUGCCUGCUAAACAUUUUUCAUAUGUGAAGAACAUAGAUCCAGGUCUGCCACUGUUUUUGUUCAACUACAGCAAUAAGGAGCUUCAUGGUAUUUUUGAAGCUGCAAGCUCUGGAGCAAUGUCUAUCAAUCCAUAUGCUUGGACACAGGACGGUUCUGGAAGAACACUAUAUCCUGCUCAGGUUCAGAUGCGUGUCCGUCUGCAGUGCCAACCACUUCCAGAAAGUCUGUUUAAACCUAUAAUUCUGGAUAACUAUUACAAUCAGAACCAUUUCUUAUUUGAGCUAGAUCAUGUUCAAGCUGGUAAAUUGAUCUCCAAGCUCUCAUCUCUUGAAUUUGCUCCAAGCAGCUGCAUGCCGGAGAAUGCAGCUACAUGGAGAAAUAUAAUACAAGGUUUACCGGCAAAAGACAAUAGAGAGGAAAAUGGUCAAUCCGAGCCACAAGACUUGAAAGAAAAUUUUGUCAACCCACUUGAUUUAAAUGGGAAUUUUGGUGGGGGAGACAUUUUUCUUUGUCCUAAUGGCGCUGACCAGCAGCUGGAGGCACCAUUAGAUAAUCAAGUAGAAUUAUAUGAUAAGGAUCUUAUACACACGGAAAUUAGAGAAUUGGCUAUUCAACAUGAAUGCUCAGGGACCUCUAUAAAUGGGCAUGCAGAGGAAAGCACUAAUGCAGUGACGAAUGCCACUAUAAAUGAUGUAAAGAUUGGGCAAGAAACUUUUAAGAAAACACAGACAAUGAGAGAGGAAAAGAAUGAAGAAAGCUCGUCUGACUUGGCUGUCUAUCCUGAUAUUAUAGCUCAGCUGCUUCAAGGAAUGGAAGAAUUGAAAGCUUCUAAGGAGGCGCAAACUCAUAAGAUGUGUAGUUUGGAGCAGAAGCUGGCCGAUGCAAGAGAAGAGAUUAAGCAGUUAAAAUAUAAAUAUUUCAUGCCUGAGUCCUCAAUUCCGUCAUGUCAAUUGGCUGAUGAAACAGUGUUUGAGCCAGUUGAUCAAGUAUUGCUGGAUCCUGAGUCAAUCAUCCUAGCCGGAGGAUAUGACGGGGUAUCAUGGUUAUCUACCUUGGAGUCAUACUCACUUUCAAAUGAUGUGUUAAAGUCUCUUAAGCCAAUGAGUUCAGUUCGAUCAUAUGCCUCAGUUGCAAAACUGUGUGGAGAGCUUUAUGUAUUUGGUGGCGGAACUGGAAGCUUGUGGUACGACACAGUUGAAUCAUAUAAUCCAGCAGAUAACGAGUGGACCCUACAUCCUUCCUUGAAUAAGAAAAAGGGUAGUUUAGCUGGUGCUACUUUGAAGGACAAAAUUUUUGCAAUUGGCGGUAGCAAUGGGAUUGACUGCUUUUCAGAGGUCGAGAUGUAUGAUCCUCUAGUAGAGCGUUGGAUUUCUACAAGAUCCAUGUUGCAGAAGCGAUUUUCUCUUGCUGCAGCAGAACUCAAUGGUGCGUUAUAUGCUGUUGGUGGAUAUGAUGGAAGCAAUUACCUGGCGACUGCUGAAAGAUUUGAUCCCAGAGAACAUUCCUGGACAAAAAUUAAGAAUAUGAGUACGAGCAGAGGAUGCCAUGCAUUGGCUGUGUUGGACGGGAAGUUAUACGCACUUGGUGGGUACGAUGGGUCUACAAUGGUGCCUAACACUGAGAUAUAUGAUCCCCGUCUUGCAACAUGGAUGGUUGGGGAGCCAAUGAAGCACUCGAGAGGGUAUUCAGCAGCUGUUGUUCUACAUGAGUCCAUUUAUGUGAUUGGAGGGGUUCAACCUGGUGAGGAAGUUGUAGACGUGAUCGAAUGUUAUAAGGAGGGUCAAGGUUGGCAAACACCCAACUUGAGGGGAAUAGGGAAAAGGUGUUUCUGCUCAGCUAUAGUAUUGGAAGACUGAGUUCUGUUUUCGAAGUACAGAAGCUGCAUCUUCGUUGGCAUCCUUUGUUCAAAGAGUUUAAUAUUUGCAUUUUACAACUGUGAAUAGGGUUACUAAAUGUUUUUGGAAGCCUAAAAGCACUUAACAUUGGGAAGUAGCAGAGUUGUGUCUGUUGGAUCGACAUCAGAAAUGGCAAACCCUGUAGAACUUCUGAUAGUACAGUUAAGUAAUAGCGUUGUUAGCCAUCUUUUGCACAAAUUCACUCUUAGGAAAAUCUCUAGUUCCUUUCACAACAUUAUGCUCUUGCCAAGGGAAAACCAUUUAGUAUAUGGAGGGUGGAUAUUCAAUGUUUUGUCUUUCCCUGCACUUACAUUUGUAGGAUGUUUACACAAA
Molecule: messenger RNA, 2476 nt
Organism: Nicotiana tabacum (common tobacco)
Lineage: Eukaryota; Viridiplantae; Streptophyta; Magnoliopsida; Solanales; Solanaceae
Biological process (GO): response to endoplasmic reticulum stress
Molecular function (GO): protein binding
Source: RefSeq, a predicted model, not a curated record